AUGUCGCAAAUUGACCGACAUCGACAUUCUGUGAACUUUCUCAACAGACUGGACAGUUUGACGGACAGCAUGAAGGAGGCCCGGGAGGUCCCGGAGGAGAUGCAACUGACUUCGGACAAAGACACAUCCCAGCAGAAGCAAUUCAUGGCCGUGAAGCGUCCGGCCCUGUAUCGUGCAGUCAGCAAUGACGACCCUUCAACUCUGGCCUACCUGCUGCGAAAUCUGUCGCGUGAUCCGACUCUCAAGCUGGAUCGAAAAUCUAUCGUCUACGAAAUGGCAGAGACUGCGGUGAGCUGCGAUUCAAAGCUCUGCUUCGAAAAUCUUCUAGCAAAGGUUUUUGAUAGAGAUGGUGUAGUCUUGGACCAAGACUUGCUCAACCAAAUCAUCUCCAAAGAAGGCCAAAGAGAUGACAUUGAUGCUGAGGAAAAGACAUACAGCUUGUUCGAAUUCGCUUUUGAGCACAUCGUGCCUCGCCAGACGGAUGCUUUGUUUGCAAAGGACUAUUGUGAUCGGUCCAGUCUUCAUUACGGCGCAAUCUAUGGUCUCUUGCCCGUCUGCCAGUCUAUACUCAAUUGCGCCCAGGGCUUAGGGGGUGGCUAUGCGGCAAACCUGAUCCUGUCGUCAGACUCUCAUGGAUUUACGCCCUUCCACUAUGCCGUUAUCAAGAACCAUGUCGAUGUGGCGAAUAUUUUUUUGGAUGUUUUGCGCUUAGACAACAGGAGUGAUGAAGGGCUGUGCUGGGAAUUGGACGAUCUGUUGAUCAUCGCUCUCCGAUAUCAGCACGACGACAUGGUUUUCGCCCUCGUCCAUUCCAAUUUCGGUCCCAACAGCCGUUCUUUACAUGGUGAAACUGCCCUCUACAUUGCUUCUCAGAUUGGUCGUGAAGACUACGUGAAAAUGUUAUUGGAAAAUGACAGUGAAGCCGAUCUCAACACCCCUGAAACGACACAUGCAUGGACGCCAUUGUUCAUUGCCUGUAUUGAAGGCCACAAGUUAGUUGUUGACAUCUUGCUUCAAUACGAAGCAAAACAAGAUAUUCUCGACCACCUCGGCUGGAGUGCCAAGGAGCAUGCCGCGCUGAGAGGCCACCUUGAAGUGGCUGAAAUGCUGGAACCAUGGGAUCCCAACCAAACCAUCGACGGCCCUGCUAGUCUUCCACUAAAGCCGAUCCCUGAACCCACGACACCAAUCCCAUUGCACGCGCACCAUGUCAUUGUCAAUCUUGGUGUUCUUAGAAACGGCGACUCCACCGAAGCUGUUAGCUUCGAGGGCUCAUUGGCGACGACCUCUUCCUCCAUUGACAUGUCCAUGUCGAUAGAAGACCACACCAGUGAAAUUAUCAAGCUUCCCAUGCUGAGCGAUAGGGUGAAUGAGCCCUUCGUCUUCCCUGUUGCGAAGCCAAAUGAAGCACGUCUGGUCUUCAAGUUCUACACCUCGAAUCACUCAUACGAAGAGCGGAAGCUUGUUGGCAGUGCUGCAGCUCUGCUCGGCAAUGACAAGAAAUGCUUCGGCGAGAAUCGUGAGAGUCUUGUCAGAGAACGCACUGUUCCGAUUUUUGACAAGGCCACUAUGGAUAUUAUGGGAACUGUCACUUUUACAUGCAUCAUCGCGAAACCAUUGACAUCUUUGGAAAUUCCCCCUCUUACAAAGCAAGUCUUGGAGAAGGACGGUCUUCAAGUUGUUGGCCACAGAGGACUCGGUCAAAACACGGCCAAUCGAAACCAGCUUCAGCUGGGAGAAAAUACCAUUGAGUCAUUCCUUUCUGCCGCGAGGCUGGGUGCAUCAUACGUCGAGUUCGGUAAGAGUCCCAGCAUACCAAUUCUGCAACCUUCUAACAUGCCAGCAGAUGCCCAACUUACUAGAGACCUUGUGCCUAUCAUCUACCACGACUUCUCGCUGAGCGAAUCAGGCACCGACAUCCCUAUUCAUGAUCUCACAUUCGAGCAGUUCAUGUACGCGAGCAAGCUUCAAUCACCCAGAGGCAAACCCGCAUCAGUCCUUGGAAGACCACCACUCAGCUACUCCCAAAGGCCCCGAGAUAGGAUUCGUUCGCGCUCUGUAUCAAAGGACCGUGGUGAAACCCAGAACGUCAACGAGAGGAUGAAAUUCACCGUUGAUUUCCAAAACAAAGGAUUCAAGCCUAAUACCAGGAGGCAAUCUAUCCAAGACUCGUUCACGACUCUGGAAGAGCUGAUAUCGAAAUUACCGGACUCUAUAAGCUUCAACAUUGAGAUAAAAUAUCCCCGACUUCACGAAGCCGUCGAAGCCGGAGUCGCACCCGUAGCUCUCGAGAUCAACACAUUCAUCGAUCAGAUCCUCGACCGAGUCUUCAGAGCUAAGAGUGACCGAAAGAUUAUCCUCUCUUCCUUCUCGCCUGAGGUCUGCAUGCUUCUCACUACCAAGCAAAAUAUCUACCCUGUCAUGUUCAUCACCAAUGCAGGGAAGCUACCGGCCUCAGAUCUGGAUAUGAGAGCAAGUAGUCUUCAAGCUGCAGUGCGAUUCGCGAAGCGCUGGGAUUUAGCCGGUGUUGUCUUUGCCUCGGAGACUCUGAUUCUUUGCCCGAGACUUGUGGGUUAUGUGAAAAGAUCGGGACUGGUCUGUGGAUCAUACGGCACGUUGAAUAACGUUCCUGAGAAUUCAAAAGUGAGUUGGGUGAUUCUUUUCCUGGCUGCUGGUAUACAGCUUCUUAUGGUGGAUAAUGUUAGACUCAUUACUAUGGCCUUGGACGAGAAGCUUCAGCUUGACAUUUAG
Molecule: messenger RNA, 2751 nt
Organism: Penicillium olsonii
Lineage: Eukaryota; Fungi; Ascomycota; Eurotiomycetes; Eurotiales; Aspergillaceae
Source: the annotation of a GenBank genome assembly